UACAAAAAUACCUUGUAUUAAUUGGUGUUAUGGAUAUAUAUUGUUGAUUUGCAUUGUUCAUUUGAUUGGCAUGAAACAGAAAUGGACUCUUCUAGCUCUCAGCCUGAAAACAAGACUGGAAAAACAAAUAUGAGUUGGACACAGGAUAUUGAUAAUUUACUCAUUGACACACUUGCUGAGCAGGUCAACCUUGGAAACAAGGUUGACAAAAAUUUCAAAUCACCGACUUACACUGCAGCAGCACGUGCUAUUAGUACUAAGUUUUCAAUUGAAUGUACUCAAGGAUACAUACGAAAUAGGCUGAAAACAAUCAAGCAGAAUUUUGUAAUAUUAAAAAACCUUUUGAAUCAAAGUGGUUUUGCGUGGAAUGAUUCAACCAAGACAAUAGAUGCAACACCUGAUGUUUGGGCUACAUAUAUUGAGGCACAUCCAGAGGCAAAGCAGUUUAGAUGAAAAAGCAUUCCAAACUAUGACCAAUUGGCAUUAGUAUGUGGAAAUGAUCAAGUGACUAGAAAUGGUGCCUUUACAACCAAGGAGCUAAAUAAGCAAGGUGCAAUUUCUGCAACUGCCACUAGUGCAACACCGAAUGUUGAGCAUGUGUUUGAUGACAUUGAUGAGACUGAGAAUUCUGGAGAUCCUAACCUUCAAACAAAGCCGGUGGAGGGAAAUAGUUUUGCAGAAGGAAGAGUUUUAGGAAAACGGAAAUCAUAUGCUGCAAUUGUUGCUAAACAAGUGCAAAACAUUGCUACACAUCUUGGGAAACUUGCAUCUGCAGUUGAAAGAGGGUUUGGUUUAUUUAGCAAGGAAAAGGUGUAUGCCGAUGUUAUGAGCAUAGAAGGAUGUUCAGUGGCAUUUUUUAUGAAAGCAUAUGACUUCUUAGCUGAGUCUGAGAGUCGAGUUAUGACAUUUUACGGAGUGGAGCCAAAUUUGAGGAAGGCAUGGCUUCAAAUGAAGUUAGGGCCUCCAUAUUGAAGGGAUGGAUAAAAGACUUAAACUAUAACUCACAUUUAUUAACAAACUAGGUACUAAUUAUAUAUGACAAAAACUUGUUUUGAUGGUUGAGCCUUUGCGUCCAUUUUGUAUAUUUUUUGGGGAUGCAUUGGCAAUUUGAUUGUUGUCCCUUUUUUUUGCGAUGGUCAAUCUACUUGUAUUAGGUGGAAUGAAUGGUUAAAUUUUACCACAAAUGGAUUUUUUGGUAUAUGGAUGAUUAUAACUACAUGGAAUGAAUAGGCUGAACUAUUGGCAUUGAUGAACUAAUUACAGGUUAAAGACAAAUUCAAAUGAUUUAUUGAUGUAUGUAUGACUUUUUGAAUGAAAUAUGUUAUUGAA
Molecule: messenger RNA, 1329 nt
Organism: Nelumbo nucifera (sacred lotus)
Lineage: Eukaryota; Viridiplantae; Streptophyta; Magnoliopsida; Proteales; Nelumbonaceae
Source: RefSeq, a predicted model, not a curated record